CCGCGGAAGCGCGCCAGUCGCAGGCGCUAGGAGCUGGCGCGGGUCGCUAGGGGAGCGGAUUUGAAGAGCCCUUGGGGACUGCGUGGGUGGAGCCCAGCUGUGCGGGAGCCCAGCAUGGAUGACUACACAGUCCUGAGGGUGAUCGGCGAGGGCUCCUUUGGCAGAGCUCUUCUCGUGCAGCAGGAAAGCAGUAAUCAGCUGUUCGCAAUGAAGGAAAUCAGGCUCCCCAAGUCUUUUUCUGAAACACAGAAGUCUAGGAAGGAGGCUGUUCUGUUAGCCAAAAUGAAACACCCCAAUAUUGUUGCCUUCAAAGAAUCAUUUGAAGGUGAGUAUGAACUCCCAUACAUAUGUGCACUUUUGAAUUUUUUUAUGGCCACUGCAACUUUCCUGAAGACACUUAUAUUUGUUUUAGCUGAAGGACAUCUAUAUAUUGUGAUGGAAUAUUGUGAUGGAGGGGAUCUAAUGCAAAAGAUUAAACAGCAAAAGGGAAAGUUAUUUCCUGAAGAUACGAUACUUAAUUGGUUUACACAAAUGUGCCUUGGAGUAAAUCACAUUCACAAGAAACGGGUGCUACACAGAGAUAUCAAAUCCAAGAAUGUCUUUCUCACCCAAAAUGGAAAAGUAAAAUUGGGAGAUUUUGGAUCUGCCCGUCUUCUCUCUGAUCCCAUGGCGUUUGCUUGUACAUAUGUGGGAACACCUUAUUACGUGCCUCCAGAAAUUUGGGAGAACUUACCUUACAACAAUAAAAGUGACAUCUGGUCCUUAGGAUGCAUUCUGUAUGAACUCUGUACCCUUAAGCAUCCGUUUCAGGCAAAUAGUUGGAAAAGUCUCAUCCUCAAAAUAUGUGGAGGGUCCAUCAGGCCACUGCCUUCCCAUUACUCCUACGAGCUGCAGUUUCUAAUCAAGCAGAUGUUUAAGAGGAAUCCCCUGCACCGCCCUUCAGCCUCGGCGCUCCUGUGCAGAGGCAGCCUUGCUCCACUCGUGGGGAAGUGCUCCCCCCCGGAGAUCAUCUCAGAAUAUGGUGAACAGAUACUAGAAGAAACCAAAAAAUCUGAGCAUAAUGCACCAAGAAAAAAGGCAGACACCAGCAGAAUCAGGAUUGCUUUGGGAAAUGAAGCAAGCUCCACGCAAGAGGGAGAACAUGGUAGAAAACAUAGCCAUAGUGACUUAGAGAACAUUAAUAAAAAUUUGGUUGAGCAUUCAUUGAAGAGAGUCAACAGAAAAGAAAAAGAACCAGGCAGGAAGUCAGUGCGUCUGAGGCAAGCUGGCUCACCAGGCCCUCACAGGCGCCAGUGGGAGAAAAAUGUACCUGGUACAGCUUUGACAGCUUUGGAAAACGCGUCCAUCCUCACUUCCAGUGUAACAGCAGAGGAUGACAAAGGUGGUUCUGUAAUCAAAUACAGUGAAAAUAAUGCCCGCAAGCAGUGGCUCAAAGAGACCCCUGACACCUUGUUGAACAUCCUUCAGAAUGCUGAUCUCAGCCUGGCGUUUCAGACCUACACAAUUUAUAGACCAGAUUCAGAGGGGUUCUUGAAAGGCCCCCUGUCUAAAGAAACAGAAGCAGCAGACAGUGUGGACGGAGGUCAUGAUUGUGUCAUUUUGGACCCUGAGAGACUGGAACCUGGGCUGGACGAGGAGGACACGGACUUUGAGGAAGAUGGUGACAAUGCCGACUGGGUGUCAGAACUGAAGAAGUGGCUGGAUGGCCAGGGGUGUCUGAUGGACCAGGCCGGAGGGGAUGCUCCCAAGUCACACGGAGGAGACGCUGCGAAUGAGGAAUUGUUACUAGAAUAAUAAUUAGUUUGUAGGAUGUAAUAAUAAUUAGUACUUAGGAUAUAUAUUUGAAAGCAGAAUGAAGGGAGAAACAGUUAAUAUUUAAAAUAAUUCCUAAUAUCACAGAAUUAAAAAUAAUCUAGAACUUCUGUUAAUCUUUGAACUCGGGAGAAGGUACAGCAGAAUGGGUAGGAGCCUGGUACUUUGCUGUCUAGUAGAACAGAAAUCGGAUGCCAGCUGCAUCAUUCACUAGUUGUGCGAUUUGGGAAAUUACUUAACCUCUUUGUACCGCGAUUUCAUCAACUAUAAAAUGAGGAUAAUAAAGCCUACCUACCUCAUAUGGGUGCUGACCUGUAGAUCAUACAGCAGCCUAUGUAUUAUUA
Messenger RNA from Lepus europaeus (European hare), 2156 nucleotides. It is a transcript of the gene NEK3, whose product is annotated as NIMA related kinase 3. Bases 115 to 1794 code for a protein of 559 amino acids. Gene Ontology annotation, molecular function: ATP binding; protein kinase activity. The transcript has 15 exons. The record is from RefSeq and is a predicted model, not a curated record. Lineage: Eukaryota; Metazoa; Chordata; Mammalia; Lagomorpha; Leporidae. Gene Ontology annotation, biological process: protein phosphorylation.